CACCAGAUUGACGUGUUAUUGAAACUUACUGUUAGCCCUGCGCAUCUUGCAUCUGUCUGAUCCAGAAGAUGUCAUGAAUAAUGACUACAAAGCCUCUAUUGGUCGCGGUGGGCAUCGUAUUGAAGCGUCGCGGAACAUAUGGGAUGGAAGUGGCUUGAAGAUUGAUAGUGCAAUUACUGAUGUUGCCUGGUGCCAUGGCAGUUAUAACAACAAGAUUCUUACAAGCACGCAGAAUGGGGAUCUCAUUAUGUGGUACCUCAACAAGGCUGGCAAUGCCAAACAUGGAAGAUGAAGUUCCAUAUCUGUUUGAUCCACAAGUUAUCCUGCUCCACUAUAGUUCCGUACUACUGUGUUACAGG
Messenger RNA from Suillus subaureus, 359 nucleotides. RefSeq lists its product as uncharacterized. The record is from RefSeq and is a predicted model, not a curated record. The transcript has 3 exons. Bases 74 to 292 code for a protein of 72 amino acids. Lineage: Eukaryota; Fungi; Basidiomycota; Agaricomycetes; Boletales; Suillaceae.